UUAUUUUAAGUGUACACUAAUUCAGGGAGUUCAGGAACAGAAAACAAACGGAAUGUGAUAAGGAUGAAACGCGCCUGGCCCAUUAUCGCGAAGUCGCUCGCUCUGAAAUGUCACAGCUUUCUUAGUUUGUGCCAUAUGACAUAGAGAGACAGUCAAGGGACGUCCUUAGGAUCAACUUAGGAUUUGGAUGACCUAAGAACGUCCUUAGGCUUGGCUUAGGACUUAGACAUCCCAAGGACGUCCUUGGAAUCGACUUAGGACUUUAAAGACCUAAGGACGUCCUUAGGCUUGGCUUAGGACUUAGAUGUCCUGAGGACGUCCUUUGGAUACAGUGUGCUGUCAUUCAACCGGUGCGACAUCGUUACAUCGGUACAAUGGCUCAUCCUUUAAUUGCAGUAUGUCAAAUGCGAUCAAUAGCUGACAAAAUGAAAAAUUUGGAAGUUGUGACCGAGCUAGCAGCUGAAGCCAAACGCAGAUCAGCAGCAAUAGCAUUCUUUCCUGAAGCUUGCGAUUUUUUGGCAGAUAACAAAAAGGAUAUUGUCACUAUGGCUGAACCUUUAACUGGACAAACAGUGGCAUUUUAUAAAGAGAUUGCAAUCAAAAAUAAUAUUUGGUUAUCCUUAGGUGGAAUUCAUGAAACUUCAAACAAUAUAGAAAAGAUUUACAAUACGCAUAUAUUGAUAAAUAAUGAAGGACAACUAAUAGCCGCCUACAGAAAAGUACACUUGUUCGACAUGGAUAACAGAGAUACCGGAGUACGUUUGAUGGAAUCGGACUAUGUGCUUAAAGGGACCGAAAUCGUGUCACCUGUGCCCACACCAAUCGGCAAGCUCGCGCUGAGCAUUUGUUAUGAUAUGCGGUUUCCUGAGUUAUCGUUAACUUUGCGGAACAUGGGUGCGCAGAUUCUCACAUAUCCAUCAGCAUUCACGUAUCAAACUGGCGCUGCACACUGGGAAGUGUUGCUGCGAGCGCGAGCAAUAGAAAAUCAGUGUUAUGUCGUGGCCGCGGCGCAAACCGGCGCACAUAAUAAGAAAAGAGUGAGUUGGGGUCAUGCUAUGAUUGUGGAUCCUUGGGGCGUCGUCAUAGCGCAAUGUGGGGAAAAAACAGGAAUAGCUGUGGCGGAAAUUGAUCUGGUGCUAUUGGAAAAAAUCAGGAAAAAUAUGCCGAGCGAAGAACACCGCCGCACUGAUUUGUACUCUAAAAUGGAAUAUUAAAAGUAACCAAAGAAUUUACUAACAAUAAAAUCCGCUUGAACCAACAUAAAUUAACUUCAGAAAAUACUUUAUUUUUCCAAGUUUUAGAAAUUAAAAAAAAAAUAGAAAAGUAAACCAAGAUUAAAAUUAAUAUACAUUGGAUUAUUAAUUGAAAAUUAGUGUAUAGUGCAUGGAUUUAAGUAAAUAAAUAAUCAUAAUUGUAAACUAUUUUAAAAUGAACUUAUAUAACAACUAAGAAAACAUUAAAGGUCAAAAAAAUAAGGUGUAA
This is a messenger RNA of Solenopsis invicta (red fire ant), 1482 nucleotides long. RefSeq names its product deaminated glutathione amidase (gene NitFhit). Gene Ontology annotation, molecular function: bis(5'-adenosyl)-triphosphatase activity; hydrolase activity, acting on carbon-nitrogen (but not peptide) bonds, in linear amides. Gene Ontology annotation, biological process: nucleobase-containing compound metabolic process. Bases 375 to 1214 code for a protein of 279 amino acids. The record is from RefSeq and is a predicted model, not a curated record. The transcript has 7 exons. Lineage: Eukaryota; Metazoa; Arthropoda; Insecta; Hymenoptera; Formicidae.